AACAAGCCCACGGAGUCUACAGGCCUCUGGAAGGAUGGCGAACAGCAUGCAUCGUCAGGAGUUCGAUCUUCCGAGUGAGCUUCCCGCAGAAGACAUCAAUGAACUAUAUCACAGCCAUGACUCGACCUCGACCACGCAAUUCGAUGCCGAACCGGGUAAGGAGGAGCCUGUCGGCGGGCGACAACCCACUGGGAUGAAGCCAGAAGGGGGCCGUGACACGAACGAUGCGGUGGAGAAGAUAGGAGCUGCCGCGGUUACGACGCAGCUGGCUCGAGGGCCUGAGGGAGCUCCGGAUGGUGGCAUGAAAGCGUGGCUGACUGUGCUCGGUGGCUUCUGCGGCAUGUUCGUCAGCUUCGGCUGGGUCAAUUGCAUGGGCAUUUUCAUCGAUUAUUACAAAACGCAUCAACUGAAGGACGAGUCCACGAGUACUGUGACAUGGGUCACUUCGCUGAUGACGUUCAUGAUGUUCUUUGGGGGUCCGUUUGUAGGAAUCCUCUUCGACAACUUCGGCCCCCGAUACAUCAUGCUGGCAGGCACAUUCUUCCACGUCUUCGGACUGAUGAUGAUCUCCAUCUCAUCGGAGUACUAUCAAUUCCUCCUCGCACAAGGUAUCUGCAGUCCGAUCGGAACCAGCGCUCUAUUCCACUGCAGCAUCAACUCCAUCAGCACCUGGUUCGGCCGGCGCCGCGCCCUCGCCCUUGGUAUUGCAACCAGCGGAGCCAGCCUGGGGGGCGUCGUCCUUCCGAUUAUGCUGACCCGACUGUUUGAGCUGCUCGACUUCGGCUGGGCGGUGCGCAUCUGCGCUUUUCUGAUCCUCUUCUGCCUGAUCCUCGCCAACUGCACCCUGCGCUCCCGCCUCCACCACCGCAGGAAACCCUUCCACCUCAUCGCCUUCAUCCGUCCCCUCCGCGAGAUCCCCUUCCUCCUGACCACUGCCGGAACUUUUUGUUUCUUCUGGGGCAUGUUCCUGCCCUUCUCCUUCAUCCCCAGUCAAGCGCAAAAGAACGGCAUGUCCGCCUCUCUAGCCUCGUACCUCAUCCCGAUCAUGAAUGCCGCCAGCACACCCGGCCGCAUCAUCCCUCCCUACCUCGCCGACCUCUUCGGCCGCUUCAACCUCAUGAUCCUCAUGACGUUAUUGUCGGUCAUUCUCGUCCUCGCCCUCUGGCUCCCCACGCACGGCAACGUCCCCUCCAUCCUCUUCAGCGCCUUCUACGGGUUCGGUUCCGGCACCGCCGUCUCGCUGGCCCCCGCGCUCGUCGCCCAGAUCUCCGAGAUCCAGGAGAUUGGCGUCCGCAGCGGCACGUAUUUCUUUAUUGUGAGCUUCGCCGCGCUGACGGGGACGCCCAUCGCGGGCGCCCUCCUGCCGGAUCCCCUGCACGGCUCGUAUCUGAAGCUGAAUGUCUUCUGCGCGGUGGUGAUGUUUUCGGGGGUGGGGUUUUAUUGUGCGGCGAAGUUGUGGAUUAGUGGGGGGAGGGUGUGGAACAAGGUUUGA
Molecule: messenger RNA, 1492 nt
Organism: Aspergillus saccharolyticus JOP 1030-1
Lineage: Eukaryota; Fungi; Ascomycota; Eurotiomycetes; Eurotiales; Aspergillaceae
Product: putative MFS monocarboxylate transporter (Mct)
Exons: 4
Coding region: 35-1492 (485 amino acids)
Biological process (GO): transmembrane transport
Cellular component (GO): fungal-type vacuole membrane
Molecular function (GO): transmembrane transporter activity
Source: RefSeq, a predicted model, not a curated record